GAGGGGUAACUGAGGACCCGAGCUUAUUGAUGACGUGGCACUCACGUGACAGAGAGUCGACGUGUGCAGAAGUCCUUACAGUCCAGGCCCCGUUUCUCCGAAGCAGCUCGCUUCUGCUGGAGAAGGAGAAAAGUGCCCCGGAUCCUUUCAGGAUUCUUGGUCUUUGGAGCGCGACAGAAAUUGAGGUGACGGAAGAGGAAGGAGAAUCUCCUGGAUCCCUGCAGGAUUAAUUUAUUCCAAAAGGAAAUAAUAAAAAAAAAUCAACAUGCAAAAGUCUUGUGAAGAAAAUGAAGGAAAACAGAACAUGCCAAAGGCAGAAGAAGACCAUCCUUCCGAAGAUGUACCACAGGAAACAGAAGGAAACCCUCAACCUUCCCAAGAAGGUGUAAGCCAGGAAGCAGAAGGAAACCUUAGAGGAGGGCCUGCACAACCUGGCCAAGGAUUUAAAGAGGACACACCUGUUAGGCAUUUGGACCCUGAAGAAAUGAUUAGAGGAGUAGAUGAGUUGGAAAGGCUUAGGGAAGAGAUCAGAAGAGUAAGAAAUAAGUUCGUGAUGAUGCAUUGGAAACAAAGACAUUCACGCAGCCGCCCUUAUCCUGUGUGUUUCAGGCCUUGAAUUCCUUUUUGUCUGAUAUUAAAAUCAAGCCCCUGCUUUCUUUAUGUUAGCAUUUUAUGAUGUAUCUUUGACUUUCAUUUUACUUUUAAUUACAUGGUGGUAUUGUUUUAGGUAGUUUCUUUGUUAUCAGCAUUUCAUUGGAUUUUGGAUUUUGACCUACUUUCCAGGUUUAUUUUUCAAUUGGAAAGUUUCACACAUAUGCAUGGAAAUAUGUUCAUUCUGUAUGUACAGUAAAAACGUAACAGGUUACAAAGCAGCAUAUUUAGUAUCAGCUCACAUAUGUAGGAUACAAUUCCAAAUUUUGUGUGUGUAUACAUACAUACAUAUCUCAAACUUAACUGUGCUUAUUCCUGUGUGGUGUGAAGUUUUGUUUUUGUUUUGCUUUUUGAUUAUAUGUAUUUUUUAAUGAAUACCUUUCACACACACAAAGAAUUGAAGAUUUUUUUAAUAAGUAAUAGUUGAUCAAAAAUAGUUUGCAACUAGCUUGUAAGGGCAAUGGGGGCACCUAAACUCUUGAUGAAACAACUAUAAAAAGGAAAUGUAAACCUCAAGUUACCUCUGGAUUUCUUUGCCAGAGGAAUAAAACUGGCAAUCAUUACAGAU
This is a messenger RNA of Ictidomys tridecemlineatus (thirteen-lined ground squirrel), 1219 nucleotides long. It is a transcript of the gene Tceal8, whose product is annotated as transcription elongation factor A like 8. NCBI's taxonomy places the organism in Eukaryota, Metazoa, Chordata, Mammalia, Rodentia, Sciuridae. The record is from RefSeq and is a predicted model, not a curated record.